Molecule: messenger RNA, 1169 nt
Organism: Oreochromis niloticus (Nile tilapia)
Lineage: Eukaryota; Metazoa; Chordata; Actinopteri; Cichliformes; Cichlidae
Product: E3 ubiquitin-protein ligase TRIM21-like
Exons: 4
Coding region: 72-1169 (365 amino acids)
Molecular function (GO): protein binding
Source: RefSeq, a predicted model, not a curated record
GCUGCAGUCGAGUCCUGUUCGUCUCCAAGAGAAGAUUCAUCAGGUUUCUCUCAGCAGCAGUGAGUGCAGACAUGGCUGCUGUCAGCAAUCUGCGAUCUGAAGCUCAUUUUCUGUGCUCCAUCUGUCUGGAUGUGUUCACUGAUCCAGUCACUACACCAUGUGGUCACAACUUCUGCAAAGACUGCAUCACUCAGCACUGGGACAUGAGUCAGAGGUGUCAGUGUCCCAUGUGUAAAGAGACUUUCUGCACAAGACCUAAGAUAAGGGUCAACACCUUCAUCUCUGAGAUGGUUGUUCUGUUCAAAUGUGAAGUUCAGCAGAAAGCCAGCAACAGCCGCUCAGAGCAACAAGCUGCCAAACCAGGAGAAGUUCCCUGUGACGUCUGCACUGGAACCAGACUGAAGGCCACAAAGUCCUGCCUGGUGUGUCAGACCUCCUACUGUCAGACUCACCUGGAGCCUCAUCUGAAAGCUUCACGUCUGGAAAGACAUCAGCUGGUGGAACCUGUGGAGAACCUGGAAGACAAGAUGUGUAAGAAGCAGGAUAAACAUCUGGAGCUAGGAACAAACCACGAGUUUGUUCCUCUGAGAGAGGAAUAUGAAGGAAGGAAGGAAGAGCUGAUGAAGACAGGCUCUGAGGUGGAGCAGCUCUCAUGCUCUGAAGACCACCUCCAACUCAGCACAGACAUGAAGAAGGAGCUGGUUGAGGUUAAGCUGAAGAGCAUCCAGCAGUAUGCAAUGAAUGUGACUCUUGAUCCUGAUACAGCAAAUUCCUGGCUCGUCCUGUCCAAUGAUGGAAAACAAGUGUAUCCCAGUAAUGUGAAGAAGACUCUUCCAGACACCCUGGAGAGGUUUUCUCCGUGUAUAAUGGUUUUGGGAAAGCAGAGUUUCUCUUCAGGCAGAUUUUACUUUGAGGUUCAGGUUAAAGGAAAGACUGAGUGGGAUUUAGGAGUGACCACAGAGUCGUCUGGUCCUGAGAAGGUGGGGGUGUUUGUGGAUUAUGAGGAGGGUCUGGUCUCCUUUUAUGAUGUAGAUGCUGGAACUCUGAUCUACUCCUUUACUGGCUGCUCCUUCACUGAGAAACUCUACCCAUACUUCAGUCCUGGUCUUCAUCACGAUGGCAGAAACUCUGCACCUCUUAUCAUCUGUCCUGUCAAUCAAACUCAUUAA